GGUUCUUAAUAUCUAUCCGAAGAUUGUUUGGCACAAAAACGGAUACAGGAUUUUAGCCAAAAAUGGAAGCUCUACUCUGCCGAAAAAUUGGGGAUCCCACGGUGCCGCCGGACGCCGCGGAGGAGUCCGCCCUCACUAUAUCCACUGCUCAUCCGAUCCCUCAACUGCACUCACCCACGGCGGUGAGGGUACGAGUGAGAGCAACCAGCUUGAAUUUCGCCAACUAUCUUCAGAUCCUUGGCAAGUACCAGGAGAAGCCGCCUUUGCCAUUUAUUCCGGGGUCGGAUUACUCCGGCACCGUCGACGCCGUCGGAACAUCCGUCACCAAAUUCAAAAUUGGGGAUCGAGUUUGCUCUGUCGCCGGCCAAGGAUCGUUUGCUCAAUUUAUCGUCUCCGAUGAAUCCGAAUUAUUUCUGGUGCCUGAAGGCUGUGACCUGAUUGCUGCUGGUGCACUUGCUGUUGCAUAUGGCACGUCGCACGUUGCACUCGCUCAUAGAGCACAGCUGCACGCCGGUCAGGUGUUGCUGGUUCUCGGCGCUGCUGGAGGAGUCGGAGUUUCCGCCGUACAAAUUGGCAAGAUCUAUGGCGCUAUUGUUGUUGCGGUUGCUAGGGGAGACGAGAAGGUGCGGUUUCUAAAGACUAUGGGUGUAGAUCAUGUUGUCGAUUCUAGCAAGGAGAAUGUCACUCAAAGCGUUAAGGGCUUCCUAAAGGAGAGAAAACUGAAAGGUGUUGAUGUUUUGUAUGAUCCAGUCGGAGGCAAGCUCACAAAAGAAUGCUUGAAGUUACUUAAUUGGGGAGCCCAAAUCUUGGUUAUAGGGUUUGCAAGCAACGAGGUGCCUCUAAUCCCCGCAAAUAUAGCUCUUGUUAAGAACUGGACAAUUCACGGCCUAUAUUGGGGAAGUUACAAAAUACAUCGUCCGAAAAUUCUAGAAGAUUCCCUGAAAGAGCUGCUAUUGUGGUUGGCUACAGGAGUGAUUUCCAUUAAGAUCUCCCAUACUUUUAACCUCUCUCAGGCGAAUCUUGCAUUCGGCGCUCUUCGAGAUCGAAAGGCAAUCGGAAAGGUUUUGAUUACUUUUGAUGAUGAGAAAGCUGCAAGACCUAAACUUUAGUCGAAUGUUGCGAAUAGAUUCAAGUGAUUUUCGACCAUGGUAAGGCCAAAGGUUAGCUCUAAGAUGAUUAUUAUGUAUGUUUGUAAUAAGGCCUUGGGACAAAAUACAUCACCGUAUGCAUGUACGCUCUUUUAUCUGUAGUUAUAAUACAAAAGGUUAUGACAA
Molecule: messenger RNA, 1274 nt
Organism: Andrographis paniculata
Lineage: Eukaryota; Viridiplantae; Streptophyta; Magnoliopsida; Lamiales; Acanthaceae
Exons: 6
Coding region: 63-1109 (348 amino acids)
Molecular function (GO): zinc ion binding; oxidoreductase activity
Source: RefSeq, a predicted model, not a curated record